Molecule: messenger RNA, 1024 nt
Organism: Liolophura sinensis
Lineage: Eukaryota; Metazoa; Mollusca; Polyplacophora; Chitonida; Chitonidae
Product: multiple epidermal growth factor-like domains protein 11
Exons: 7
Coding region: 1-951 (316 amino acids)
Molecular function (GO): scavenger receptor activity
Source: RefSeq, a predicted model, not a curated record
AUGGGGGUGGGGUCCAAACAUUGUGUGUCGGGGGUGAGGGUGGGGGUCCUAACAUUGUAUGUCGGGGGUGAGGGAGGGAGUCCUACAUUGGGUGUCGGGGGUAAGGGAGGGGGACCUGACAUGUGUGAGGACGGCCGAUUCGGCAAGAACUGUGCUAGUCAAUGUGGCCACUGUGCGAACAACGAGACGUGUAACCACGUGAACGGCACGUGCCACUCAGGCUGUGACGCGGAUCACUUUGGUGACACGUGCACCGAAACCUGUUCACCAGGAAAGUAUGGCCAAGACUGCACACAGAGGUGUGGCAACUGUUCCAGGGGCGUACCCUGUGACAUCGUGAAUGGCACCUGUCCACAGGGAUGUGACCCAGGUUACGAAACCGACAUGUGUAAUACAAUGUGCACCGGUGACUACUUCGGUGUGAACUGCAGUCAAAAGUGUGGACAGUGUGAGACGGAGCCAUGUAAUAAAGUAUCAGGGAAAUGUGAGGAUGGGGAGUGUUACAGCGGCUGGAAGGGAGUCUACUGUAACACCAGUUGCUCAGCGAGGACAUACGGGAAGAACUGUUCGGAGAAGUGUGGUCAGUGUGAGAAAGGGGCAGCGUGUGACCAAAUUCACGGGAGUUGCCCUGGAACUUGCAAGGAUGGUUAUGUUGGAUCUCGCUGCGUUACUGAAUGUAACCCGGGACUUUAUGGACCAGGCUGUUCUUUCCCCUGUGGACAAUGCUUGAACGGCACGGCAUGCUGGCCCACGACAGGACGCUGUGACCACUGUAACAGCGGAUGGUCAGGGGUCGAGUGUCUAGAUCCUUGCUCCAGCGGCUAUUGGGGGAACAACUGUGGCAAUGAGUGUGGGCUGUGCCACUCAUACGUGGAUUGUGACAGGUUUUCCGGACAUUGCCCCAAUGGCUGUGAGGAAAAUUUACCAAUGCCGUUGUGCAUGCCGCCAUAGAGAAUUGUAGAGGUGACAAAACAACCAGAUGUAGUGUUUGGUCGGCGAAAGAAGAAAAAAGUCACAAAAAAUA